UUUAACUGGGCUCAUGUACAAUGCUUAAUCCGGCACUGGCUACGCUAUCACAGUGUUGGUAAAAUUACUUAUACUGACUAACUGCUAUUGCUCGUUCGCUGGUUCGAUCCCGAUCGACGACAACAACGACAAACACGACGACGACGAUGAAGAAAAACAACGAUGACGGCAACGGCAAGACAAGGCAAGGCAAAGCGAUAGGUAAAGGCGAGGCGACUACAGUGCGGCAGAGGUAGAGGUGUGUGAGUGAGAGAGGGGGCAGCACAGGUCCGUGUAGAGUACACGGUGCGACGGACGUUUAGUUGUAUCGUGGACUUUGUUAACAUUGCGCGCGCAUAUACACAGAAUCAACGACGCUCUCCAGAAAAAUAUAUCCACAGCAGGCAGACUUUGGCGGCCCAUCAGUGCGUGGCAACAAUUAACAUUAACAGAGCGUACUCAUUUCCAUAUAUAAAAGUAUAAUAAUAACUGUGCACAUUUAAUUAGCGAGAGCUUUAUUACAGUCAGCGCCGCAAAGAGCCGGCUCAUUUUAUAAUUUUUUUUUAUUUGUGUUUUUAUUUUGACAAUUCACAAGGCCUGUGUCGGGAGGAUCGGGAUCAGAGAACAUUUCACACGCGACAACAAACUCCUCAAGAUACCAACAAGAUCAAGACUUGAACGACACGAUAAUAAUACGAUGACAAAAGUCAAUAAAUAGGGUGUUGUUUGCUUUGUUUAAGUAUGCUUUCGUGUUGGUCUUCAUAACAAUUCAUUCGUGGGAUCAUAUAUCGUGUGUUGUGUAGUUGUGUGUCGUGUUUAUUGUUGUUUUUUUUUUGUUGUUGUUAUUAUUCUUCUUGUUGUUGUUGUUUUUAUUGUUUGACUUGUGCUGCUGCUCUCUUAUACACAGUGAUCUUGUCUGACAGAUGCAGAUGAAUUAUUACUCUCCCAGAUACAUUUAGCUGUCAAAUUGAUACGAAACAAAAAACAACAAAACAAACACUUGUUGAAUUAAAACAAACACUUGUAGAUUUUUUCCUGAUUUUGUGUGAUUUUUUUUUUACAAAAACGAAACAUUAAUUCCCCUUCUUCAACAUUCUCUUCAGUCUGACGCCGAUCAACAAAAGUGAUUUAUGGUCGCGUGUCAUCUGUGAAUUUCAUGUUCAUAUCGUCCGUCCUGUCCGUAUACACUUUUUGUUCUUCGUUUUGUUUUGUUGUUGUUGUCUAUGCGUAGGUGUGUAGUAUUGGCAUACAACUGAAGUUAACUCCAACUCUCAACUGCGGUAUCCCACUGUGAGCGGAACAUUAUGGAGCAAAUUGCCGUGAGCGAUAUGCAGCACCAGCAGAGCACAGCCAGCUUGGUUACGACCAGCAAUGCAGGCUCAGCGGACUACAAUUGCUUAUCAAUUGUGGGUGGAAAAAUGCGCAAUAACAUGGGAAGUGCAGGCAGCAGUUCCCUCUCUUCGUCUUUGGUAGAAAUCGGAGAACCUGUUGCCGUAAAUGCCGGUGGCGUUGAAGCUAGUUCUGAUUCGGAUUCCCCUACAAUGUAUUCCUCGUCUUCAUCGUCGAGAACCAAUUCCAAUUCAAUGGCCAACAAUGCGUCGAAUGAUCUGGCAGCAGCUGCUGCAGUUGUUCUCUCGCUGCAAGGAACGAUGGUAUCCAGUUUGCAGCAGGCAGCAAUGCUGCCUGUCAAUUCUCCAGCUGCAGCUGCCCUCAACUUGCAGGCACUGGAGUCGUAUCUAGCUUUGCAACGCAUCACUGGAAAGUCGGAUGUGUUUCGCAAUAGCAACCAGGAGCAGGCCAAGUCGGAGCUUACCAGCGAUCUUGGCGACUGCGAUGAUCUCAAUCUGCUCGAGUCCGAUGAGCAGCUGUCAUUUGAAUCGACGAUAGAUGCAACAGCUGUUGACGGGUUGCAAGGACUCGACACAACAUACAAUAAUCUAAUGAUAAAUGCCACAACAAGCUCAUCCUACAAUCCAUCGCAUUCGGAAACUUUGCAGGCAGCGAUGCUGCACGACAAGAUGCUUCUCAAUUCUUCACAGACGUCUGCUGCGUCGUCGUCGUCGUCCAGCUCGAAACGUUACCUGCCCUCUUCAUCAUCAACGUCAUCUGUCAAAAGCCUGCCCAGUCUAUCAUCCUCCUCCGCAUCGGCGUCAUCUUCCACAUCAACUGUCACAACAGCGGCGGCAACGCAGCAGACAUCUGUUGCGUCUACAUCAGGAACAGCGGUCAUGGGCAACCAGCAGCAACGCUCAAAGAAACAAUUCAUAUGCAAGUUCUGCAAUAGACAAUUCACAAAGUCCUACAAUCUUCUCAUCCACGAGCGCACCCACACCGAUGAACGCCCCUAUUCUUGUGAUAUUUGCGGCAAAGCCUUCCGCCGGCAGGAUCACCUUAGAGACCACAGAUAUAUCCACUCUAAGGAGAAACCAUUCAAAUGCACCGAAUGCGGAAAGGGUUUCUGCCAAUCACGCACUUUAGCUGUCCACAAAAUUCUACACAUGGAAGAAUCCCCCCACAAAUGUCCGGUAUGCAAUCGCAGCUUUAACCAGCGUUCAAAUCUCAAAACACAUCUUCUAACCCACACCAAUAUCAAGCCUUACAACUGCGGCUCCUGUGGCAAAGUAUUCCGUAGGAAUUGUGAUCUCCGACGUCACAGUCUAACCCAUAAUCUGACAUCGGGUGGUAAUGGUGGUCUGGGUCUCAAUGAAUCCCAAGAGACGAUCAUUAUCAGCAGCAGUGGUAGUGACAGAAAUGUUGGCCUUGAACAGGAACACAUUGUCGAAUAGAACAUCAACUCAACAUCUAUCGAAUAAUCUUGACAAUUUACACUAAAAUAGAAAGAAAAAAUAUAUCUCUAUCUCACUCUCUCAAUAUUGUGAUCGUUCAAUAUGUCAAAACUUGGAAUCAUUUGCAUUUGUAUAACCUAUUUCUAGGUAAAAAAGCUGACGCAGACUGUAAAUAGUUUUUUUGUUUGUUUGUUUCCUUCUCGUUCUAUCGCAUUGUCUUAGAAAGAGAUAUAAGCUAAAUGGAAUUUUGCUACACAAUAAAAAAGAAAAAAGGAUGCUUUCUAAGAGCGCCCUCUAGAUUAAGCUAUUUAGAUUAUAAGUUAAACGAAAAAAUAUA
Messenger RNA from Episyrphus balteatus (marmalade hoverfly), 3102 nucleotides. It is a transcript of the gene sob, whose product is annotated as protein sister of odd and bowel. Bases 1284 to 2765 code for a protein of 493 amino acids. Gene Ontology annotation, biological process: embryonic hindgut morphogenesis; embryo development; embryonic pattern specification. The record is from RefSeq and is a predicted model, not a curated record. The transcript has 2 exons. Gene Ontology annotation, molecular function: DNA-binding transcription factor activity, RNA polymerase II-specific; RNA polymerase II transcription regulatory region sequence-specific DNA binding. Lineage: Eukaryota; Metazoa; Arthropoda; Insecta; Diptera; Syrphidae. Gene Ontology annotation, cellular component: nucleus.